AUGGGAAGCGGGUUUGGACUUGCCAUUGAAGCCCCUGCGACCACGACACGAUACCGUACUAUAUAUGACUAUAAAAAAAUAAAAAGCCCAAAGGCCACUGAAAUCGGGUUUCCAACUGUACGCGGUAGUGGCUACGAACCUGGAAUUGAACAGCAAUGCGAUAAGAUUCCAGAGCCAAGGGAGAAACGUAUCUUCAUAGUCAUUGUGCAUAUCGAUCAUUAUAGCCUCUUGCCUCCUACCGAGCUGGUUGUUGAUGAAAGUCUGUCAAAGCGCACCUACAUCCGAGAAAAGAAAAGAAAUGUGGAGGCAGAAAUGAGAGCAAGCCGAUAA
This is a messenger RNA of Sclerotinia sclerotiorum 1980 UF-70, 330 nucleotides long. RefSeq lists its product with no specific name. The record is from RefSeq and is a predicted model, not a curated record. Lineage: Eukaryota; Fungi; Ascomycota; Leotiomycetes; Helotiales; Sclerotiniaceae. The transcript has a single exon. The coding region runs from base 1 to 330 and encodes 109 amino acids.